AUGCGAGGGCUUGGGGUAGGAGGCUGCGGGUGGCCACCCUUCGACUGCUCUACUCGGGACGAUGAGGAGGAGUACUAUGGCACCGAUCCCCGGCCCCAAAGCCUGGCAUUCGAGGAGAAGGAUCCGAAGCUCCAAGCAGGCCUGGACGCUGUUUCAAUCACAAGCAGCUUGGACAGUGGCAUGCGCUCGCCGCAGUGCCGGAUCUGCUUCCAGGGCCCUGAACAGGUAGGCUCCCCUGUCCUGAACCGUAGCCCUGCACUUCACCUAUCUAUCCAAGUCUAG
Molecule: messenger RNA, 282 nt
Organism: Coregonus sp. 'balchen'
Lineage: Eukaryota; Metazoa; Chordata; Actinopteri; Salmoniformes; Salmonidae
Source: the annotation of a GenBank genome assembly